UAUGCACUUUUCGCAAGCGGCGAUAAAGCGAAAUUUCUUAAAACGCUUCUAAACGCUCCGGGAACAACAUUUCUGCACGAAUUAGACCCAUUAGGCUCAAAAACAACUAGCGACAAAAAGCGAAAUUUCGCGAAAAUCGUCUGAAUCCGCGAAAUCGACCUGAUACCGCGAAAUAACCGGCGAAAAUCGCGAAAGAUCUAGCGAAACCGCGAAAAAUUGCCUAAAAUGACUGCAUUUUCUUCUAAAACGUUUCUCAAAUUAUUGUUUUUGUAGUUUUUUGAAAUUUUGGUUAUGUUAUGAUGACAUGACAGAACCGCCAACCUAGGCGAGGCGCUUCUGCAGCACUUGGUUAGCUUGCCGGGGUUAUUCAGGUUGGUAGUACUGACGAACUGACCGUUACGCAAGGCUAACUUUGUGCCAAGGCCUCGCCUGGGUUUGGCGGUUUGGAGGACCGGUUUUAAAAGCCGAGAGGAGGCAGACAAGUUUAGUUAAUUAAAGAGAGCUAAAGAUGCCUCCACCAAAGAAAACCAUUGGUGACAGAGUGAAGGAGUUCAAAGAAGAAGGCAUGAUACAAGUUGGACAGGUUAUGAUGUGCUGUUAUUGUAACUGUCGCGUCGAGUGGUCAAAAGUAGACACUAUUAAGAAGCACAUCAAUAACCAGCACCACGAAGCGAACAAAACAAAGGCAUUAACUAGUGGUAAAAGGCAACAAACGUUUGAACAAUGCCUGGAAACAUCAAAGAAGAGGAAGGAUGAAAAACAUACAUUCGUUUUAGAUACAGUUGAAGCUAUGGUUGCCUCCAACAUACCACUUCAUAAAGUUGACCAUCCUGCUUUUCAAAAUUGGUUGCACAAGUAUAUGCCCGGGUGCGGCGACCUGCCCAAGUCGAGGACCUUGAGAGAAAGCUAUGUGCCAGAGCUAAGGACUAUGAAAUUUGAAGAGCUGAAACAAAUUUUGAAAGAAAAGGCCAUCGUGGUUUACUGCGACGAAACAACAGACUCCAGUGGCAGGGCUGUUUUUAACAUCCUGGUGCAGACUGUCACUGAUUCAGACAAACAACAGCUGUACCUGGCAUCAUCUGUGGUUCUUGACGUGGUCAACUCCGAAAGCUGCGCAAAUGCAAUCUUAGGCUGUCUAAACAAGCUGGAAAAAACUAUUCAAGAUGUUGUAGCUGUGGUUUCAGACUCUGCCAGGUACAUGACUAAGUGUGCAAGAAUUUUAAAGGGACUUAACUCUGACCUACAGCAUGUGCAGUGUUGGCCACAUAAGCUGCACAAUGCAGCUAAUACCUUCCAGAAGACCCUCCCUGAACUUAAUGCUGCAGUUACUAAAGUGAAAAAAGUCUUUCUUCAUGCCAGAAAGAGGAGCAAUGAAUAUUUACUCUUCCUGCAAGAGAAGUACCCCGACGACAAGACUAAGUGGACCCUCUUCCCCAUCCCUUGUAUCACAAGGUGGAACUCCUGGAAGAAAUCUGUUAACUAUCUUCAUGCCCACUUUACUGAUAUAAUGGAAUUUUUGGAAGGACAGCAGGACGAGGAUGAAGAUGAUGACUUUGAUGAGGAAGAGGAUGCAAGCAAGGACAGCAAAUGUAUAAAAUACCUUAAAAGCCUGACUGCUGAGGAGAAGGAGAAAGUAAAAGUGCAAGCAGAAUUUGUUUCUAUAAAAUGGAGAGAGAUAGAAGUACUGAUCCAAUUGCUGCAAACGAAUAAAUUCCCUACCAGCCACUUAAUUUACCAGAAAAUAGAUGCAAUUGAAAGAAGAUUUUGUCUUUUGAGUGAAGGUGAUGGAUAUGAAGACUUGAACUUCCUUAACACACUUCCAAACACCAGAAGAAAUAAUAAUAAGAAGCAGCUUCAGGCAGCCGCCGUGAAGUUCCGCACCCAGAUUCUGAAGUACGCCCGCACUGACCCUGCAAGAGAUUAUCUUCUAGGCCUGGAGGCCCUUUUGUCUCCAAGAAACCUAGGCCGCUCAGCUCUACCCGUGGAUGAGGUGAAGAGACACCUAAAAAACAUCCCAUUUGCAAAAGAAAUACCCAUCCACGAGUUUGUAGCUGGGUGGUCUUCCCUUUCAACAAUGGUAAAAGAAGAGACAAGAAAGCCGGGAUUCAAAUCAAUCAAUUUAGUUGACUUGCUUUGUGCCCUAAAAGGGGACUUCCCCAUCUUUGCCAGCAAAUGUUUGCAGGCCCUUUGGAUCUUACCCUCAAAUGCUAACAGUGAAAGAUCCAUCAGGGCCUGCAACAUUGUGGUCACCGACCUGCGACGCCGCCUCAAACCGGAAAAUGCAGAGACACUGAAUAUCAUCUAUUUCAAUAGGAAUGAAGAGAACAACCAGUCCUACAAUCCCUUCACAGAGGGUGUGGAGGAAGAAAUUGAUGAUGAAGAGCUGUUGGGACUGAUUUAAAGAGAGACAGUUUUAGUGAGCUGAAAUGGCAAUGGAAUCUGAUUGUGAUUUUUGAUCUAGUUGGUUGUUAAGUUCCUAGGUUUGAUUUAAAUAUUUAAAAGUUGUUUGAACACUUAAAUAUUUGUAUUCUUUUAUUUUUUAUAUGACUUUUGAGUUUAAUUUUUUGUUCUAAAUUAUAGAUAUAAUAAAUACUACUCUGAAAUACAUUUAAAAAUGGUCUUUAGUAUUCUUUUACUACCCCUCUGGCCUGUAACAGUUAAAAAACACUCCGUAUUUUGAGGUCUGGUGCAGAAAUUUGUUCUUCGCAGCAUUAUUAGGGUGUUUUUGGUAAUUUCCGGCAAUUUCGCGAUAAAAAGCGAAAUUUCAACUUCAAUCAGCGAAAUUUUGAAGCGUCAUUCCGCGAAAAGUGCAUAUCCAUGUCGAUCAUUUUUUAACUUACUUAUGCAAUUCCAAAAAAGACAUUCAAUUCUUUAUUAGGGACAAAAUAAAGCAUUUAACUCCAGCUUAUCUACCUGAGCAGCAUUGGGAGGAUGUAGGCGUUAUAGAAAUCUGUUUGAUGCUGAUUGGGGAAAUGGUUCUGAUCGCAGAAACUAUUCUGGUAUUGUCAGGAUAAUGUAAUCUGGUGCCGUCUUUUGGCAGGCGAAGAAACAGCCGUCUCCGGCUUUGAGCAGCACAGAGGCUGAGUGCGUCGCUUUCAGGGCUCGAGAGAAGCAAAAAGUUUGUGAGUUUUCUAGGUAGGUAUUGGUCGUCAAGCGCCAAUUACUGUUCAUUGUGAUGACUGAAGUGCUAAAUUCAUUGCUUCAAACCGGUCAAACAGUAGUAAGUUUAAACAUGUUGAUAUCCAAUAUCAGUUUACCAGAGCCAUAGUAAGAUUUAAAAUUGUAAAACUUAAUUACCUUCGAACUGAAUUAAUGUAAGCAGACGACCUAACCAAAUCUCUUCUAGCAAAUAAGCACAAAUUUUGUAAAUUAAAAAUUGGUGGGUAUUAAUUUGUUUUUCGUUGUAAAGCAUUCUGUGUGAUAUUAAAAUAAUGCAUUGCUUUUGGUUUUGUUAAAAAUAAUGGCGCUAAUAUUUUAUCACUUGCUUGUUUUUGUACAAUCACUUUUUAUAUGUAAAGUGAAGAGACAGAGUUCACGAAACGCAAGCGUGAUUUUCACGCCAGGUGUGAAUUUCACGCUCCGUAAGCUCCACGCAGCCAAUCAGGAACCGACUUUCAUUACGCCCGGCGUGAAAAUCACGCCUGGAGUAAGACUCACGCUCGCGUUUGGCGAACUCUGUAUCCACCUUUAUGCAUGUUCACUUUUCUAUUGUUGUUUAUUGCUUUGUUUUUAAAAUACUCGCAUUAAGUGGGGGUGUUGUUGUGUAAUGCUCAAUCAUAUUCAGAUUGAUAUUGUUAAAUUGUGAUAUUCAGAUUUGUCAGUUGGUUACACUCUCUGUCUUCUGCUAUGGAGUCAAAUAUUGUCUGCACACCAUUUUUUUAAAUCUCUUCGCCAACCAACCUGUGAACCUUUCAC
Molecule: messenger RNA, 3915 nt
Organism: Frankliniella occidentalis (western flower thrips)
Lineage: Eukaryota; Metazoa; Arthropoda; Insecta; Thysanoptera; Thripidae
Exons: 2
Coding region: 509-2401 (630 amino acids)
Biological process (GO): regulation of transcription by RNA polymerase II
Cellular component (GO): nucleus
Molecular function (GO): double-stranded DNA binding
Source: RefSeq, a predicted model, not a curated record